This is a messenger RNA of Pistacia vera, 896 nucleotides long. RefSeq names its product stem-specific protein TSJT1-like. The transcript is spliced from 4 exons. The coding region runs from base 99 to 869 and encodes 256 amino acids. The record is from RefSeq and is a predicted model, not a curated record. NCBI's taxonomy places the organism in Eukaryota, Viridiplantae, Streptophyta, Magnoliopsida, Sapindales, Anacardiaceae.
UUUUCAUCCCAUUUGCUCUGUUUUUCAACUCUGAUCAUCUUCUUCUCCAUUCGUUUGAUUCAUUUUUUUUACUUUAGUCUUUUCUCAAGAAAGAAACGAUGUUGGCAAUAUUCAACAAAGGCGUGGUGAAUCCACCUCAGGAGCUCCAUAGUCCUGCUUCUUUGAGUUCAUCCAGAAAGCCGAAGCUCCCUGAACAGAUUUGCAAAGACUUUGUGCAGUCUCAUCCUUCAAACACAUGUCUGAUCAACUUUGGAAAUGAUGCUUCCCUUGCUUACGCACCUCUUCAAAAUCCUUACUCCACAUCACAAAGGUUGUUUUGUGGGAUAGAUAAUAUAUAUUGUAUAUUCAUGGGGAGCUUAAACAACUUGAGCAAUCUCAACAAACAGUAUGGAUUAUCAAAAGGGAGCAACGAGGCGAUGUUUGUGAUUGAAGCAUACCGGACACUUCGUGAUCGCGGCCCAUACCCUGCCCAUGAGGUCCUCAAGGAUCUUGAUGGUAGCUUUGGCUUUGUGGUUUACGAUAUCAAGGCUGGAAGCAUUUUUGCUGCACUGGAUGCCAAUGAAGGGGUGAGACUCUUUUGGGGCAUUGCAGGUGAUGGGUCAGUUGUCAUUUCUGAUGAUUUGCAAGUCAUCAAAGCAAGCUGUGCUAAAUCAUUUGCACCAUUUCCAACUGGGUGCAUGUUCCACAGUGAGCAAGGGCUGAUGAGCUUUGAGCAUCCAAGGAGUCAGAUGAAGCCAAUGCCUAGAAUUGACAGUGAGGGAGUGAUGUGUGGGGCUAAUUUCAAGGUUGAUGUUCAAUCAAGGAUGACCACCACCAUGCCACGUGUUGGAAGUGAAGCUAACUGGGCAUUGUCUGGCUCGCAUAUCUGAGUUUGAGUCCAAGGAGAUCGGAAAAAU